Lachnellula hyalina is the source of this 447-nucleotide messenger RNA. RefSeq lists its product as uncharacterized. NCBI's taxonomy places the organism in Eukaryota, Fungi, Ascomycota, Leotiomycetes, Helotiales, Lachnaceae. The transcript has a single exon. The coding region runs from base 1 to 447 and encodes 148 amino acids. The record is from RefSeq and is a predicted model, not a curated record.
AUGUCUCAAUCAAUUACCUUCACAGAAGCAGACCAGGCUCUUAUGGUCGCCAUUAUCAGCCAGUUGGGAAUCGGCAAGAUAGAUAGAAAACAGCUCCAACUCGACCUAGGCCUUGCGACCAUAGGCACGGCUGAUGCGCGUCUGUCUCGAUUCAAAGCCAAGCUUGCCAAAGCCAAAGGCGAAGGUGAAGGCGGAUCACUAGCCCCCACAAAGGCCAAACGAGCAUCGCCGACCAAGAAACGCAAGAUCAAGGUCGAGGAGGCGGAAGAUCACAGUGAGCAUUUUGAGGAUGGGAUGACUGAUAACAAUUCUACUGGUAUGAUGGCAAUGGAAACUCCAACUCGCAAGGGUUCUGGACGGCAGGCUAGGGUUCGAUCGGUCAAGGAAGAGCUGGAUGAGGUGGACUACGAGUUUCAGGAGUCGGGUUUGGGCAAUAUCUGGGAGUAG